AUGGCUAACAGUGUGACUCGCAAGGCCUUCCCAGGAGACCCAGACACCUUCAACGACGAUGAGCGCAUCUCCUUCAGCAAGACCUCCGACACGCACAUCCUCGAAGCUGAAGACGGGACAGAGUGGGAAUGGCUGGCUCGCGCAGAGAAAUGGAUACCAGCGAUGAAUGAAGAUGAGAUGGAGCAGCAGAGGCAGAUCUACAAGGUAGACGGGGUGGACGAGAACGAGCCGGCGAUCGAUCUGCGGAAGAGAAAGGCACAGGAUGACGAGGGAGGCAAAGGAUCGAAGAAGCAGAAGCCAGAGCAGCCUGCCAAGGAACGCAAGAACACCGCCGUCUAUGUGACUUCCUUACCCGAGAACGUCGGGACGGAGGAACUUCACGAUGUGUUCUCCAAGUAUGGCGUGAUCGCUGAGAGCCUGGACAGUGACGAACCACGCAUCAAGCUUUAUUACAACGACGAUGGAAAGUUCAAGGGCGAAGCGCUCAUCGUCUACUUCCGCGCCGAAUCUGUGAGGCUGGCCAUUCAGAUGCUGGACGAGUCGGACUUCCGUCUGGGUCAAGCCUUGCCUACAGGUCCCAUGCGCGUGCGUGAAGCAGAAGCUAGUUACAAAUCGCAGAAGGACCAACCCCUCAAGACGGACCAAGCGAAGACAAAGGGCACGAACGCAAAUCGCGAUAGGCAGAAAGUGAUCAAGAAGACACAAGCGAUGAACGACCGACUCGCCGACUGGGACGACGACGACCCUCAAGCUGUCACUGAGACAUCCUCACGCUGGGACAAGGUGGUCGUUCUCAAGCACAUGUUCACGCUCAAGGAGCUUGCCGAAGAUGCUGCAGCCGCUCUCGACAUCAAAGAAGACGUCCGCGAAGAAUGUGAGAAGUUCGGCCAAGUGACCAAUGUCGUCCUUUACGACAAAGAAGAGGAGGGCGUGGUCACCGUUCGCUUCACCGAUGCACGUGCGGCUGCUGCAUCGAUCAAUGUAUUUGAUGGUCGUCUGUUCGACGGCCGCCGCGUCAUCGCGUGUGUCGCAGAUGGUCGGGAGAAGUUCAAGAAGACGAGCAAGAAAGAUGCGGAUGAGGACGAGGAGAAGCGGCUGAGGAAGUUUGCUGAGGAUGAUGAGGAUGCUGCGGAGGAGGUCGACCCUUGA
Recurvomyces mirabilis is the source of this 1149-nucleotide messenger RNA. RefSeq lists its product as uncharacterized. The record is from RefSeq and is a predicted model, not a curated record. Bases 1 to 1149 code for a protein of 382 amino acids. Gene Ontology annotation, molecular function: RNA binding. Gene Ontology annotation, biological process: mRNA splicing, via spliceosome. NCBI's taxonomy places the organism in Eukaryota, Fungi, Ascomycota, Dothideomycetes, Mycosphaerellales, Teratosphaeriaceae. The transcript is spliced from 5 exons. Gene Ontology annotation, cellular component: U2-type spliceosomal complex; U2 snRNP.